AUGGAGAACAUUAACUUUAUUAAACUUUUCAUAUUAAACGAUCAAAAGCCCACGCAUUUGAUCUAUGGUGGUUUGUGUUGGAAAAAGGAACUAAUAAAUAAACUCGUAGUAGAGAUGUCCAACAUAGGAGUACGGACCUCAGCGUCAUUUAAACCAAGGUCCAAGUAUCAAGAUCACGCCAUAAUGUAUCUGACGGACCUGGACUGUACCCAGUCGAGGACUGUUCUUUCUUACGCUUCAUCCAAGGAACUGUUUCAAUUCACGUACCGCUGGCUGAUACUCGUGACUUCGCCACAACUGCACCAGUCCAAGAUCUCCUUACUCGAGAAUGGACCGGUGCUGGUUGACAGUGAUGUGGUGCUUGCUGAGAGAAUUGGACACAUGUUUAAGAUGACCGAAUUGCACAGACCUGGCCCAAACGGAUCCAUGAUAUCGACUCCCCGCGGCUACUACAACGGUAGCAUGGUGGACGUGCGCGCGCACCGCGAGCUGUACCGACGCCGGCGCGACAUGCGGGGGCACGCCAUCACUAUGUCUAACGUCAUCCAGGACAGUAACACUACUCGUCUGCAUCUACCUAGGGAGGAUAGACUAAAACUUCAAUACGAUUCGAUAACUAAAGCCUGCUGGUCUGCUGCUAAGAUAGGCUUCGAGAUGAUCAACGCGACUCCUCGGUACAUCUUCAGCUACCGGUACGGGUACAAAGUGAAUGGGCAGUGGUCUGGCAUGAUCGCUGAUCUCUACGCUAACAAGGCUGAUAUGGGUACGAACUGCGUAAUCUUCCGCGAUCGUUUCGACGUGGUAACCUACACAGACCUGGUGGCUCCCAUGCGUAUGCUCUUCAUCUUCCGGCAGCCCCCACUGGCCUAUGUGGCUAAUGUGUUCUACCUUCCAUUCUCUACAAGGGUGUGGGUGACGAUAGCCGUGUGCACUGCUAUAGCAACUGUAACUCUAUUCCUAGCUAGUAAGGUGGAAAUUGUUAUUACAAAGACUACAACUCAACAGCAGUUGGACGGUGGGAUAUGUGACGCUCUGUUGUUGACCAUGAGUGCCGUCACUCAGCAGGGAUGCUACAUAGAACCUAGGCGAGCACCAGGUCGCAUGAUGGUGUUCGUGCUGUUCACGGCGCUGAUGGCGCUGUACGCGGCGUACUCCGCCAACAUCGUGGUGCUGCUGCAGGCUCCCUCCGACUCCAUCCGCAGCCUGCUGCAGCUCGCCAACGCUAAGAUCACGCUCGCAGCCAAUGACGUCGAUUACAACCAUUUCGUUUUUAAUCAAAGCAGAGAGCCUUUAUACAUAUCUAUUCGCGACAGAGUCUUUCCUGAGAAUGGUAAAGCAAAACUUUACAGUCUUGCUGAUGGUGUUGAGAGAAUCCGUCAGGGUCUGUUCGCUCUCCACUCAGUGGCAGAACCAGUGUACCGUCAGAUCGAAGCCACAUUCCUGGAGAGUGAGAAGUGUGACAUAGCGACAGUGGACUACCUCGUCACUUUCGACUCUUUCACCCCUGUGAGGAAGGGGUCACCUUACUUGGAGCUGAUUAGAGUUGUCCACAAGCAGAUCCGUGAGUCUGGUAUUCAGUCAGCAAUCCGUAGAAGGUAUCUCGUCUCCAAGCCUCAUUGUACGACCAAGAUGUCCUCGUUCAGCAGUGUGGGGCUGAUGGACAUGCGGCCCGUGCUCAUACUGAUGCUGUAUGGUGUUGCCGUCUCCGUUAUCAUCGUGUUUGGCGAGAUUAUUGUGCAUAAAUUAAUUAACCGGUACUAUAAGCAGAAAUCGAAAGUUCAGAUGGUUAAGACGAUACAUUACUAA
Spodoptera littoralis (African cotton leafworm) is the source of this 1806-nucleotide messenger RNA. Lineage: Eukaryota; Metazoa; Arthropoda; Insecta; Lepidoptera; Noctuidae. The record is from the annotation of a GenBank genome assembly.